GUAGAGAAAAGAGGUAGUGAGUGCUGCACUGUGAGCGUGGCAGGCGACCGCACUCCUUCUUUCUCUCCCUGCCGGGGAUGCUCUGAGGGCUGUGCUGAAGCCUUAGGGAGGGGCUUCUCCUCGGCUGAUGGUCCUGGGUUUAAGGGACUACUUGUGGCUGCAGUACGAGGCAUGCUGGGAAAACCCAAAUACCUGAGCGUCCAAAAUGGCCGAAUGGGCCUGGCUGUGUCAGAUGGGGAGAUAAACAGCUCUGGGAUUCGGGGUAGUGAUAACAGUGUGGACAGCCUGCCAAGCACGCAGAGUGUCACUCAUUCCUUGGGGCAAUCCGUAGCCCGCUGGGCUGAGUCCUUUGAAACGCUGCUGCAGGACCGACUUGGUGUUGCCUACUUCACUGAAUUCCUGAAGAAGGAGUUUAGUGCUGAGAAUGUCUAUUUCUGGCAAGCAUGUGAACGGUUCCAGCAGAUCCCAGCUAGCAGCACCCAACAGCUGACCCAGGAGGCUAGAAGGAUCUACGAUGAGUUCCUAUCCAGCCAUUCAGUGAGCCCAGUCAACAUUGACCGGCAGGCCUGGAUCGGUGAAGAGAUGCUGUCUACUCCCACCCCUGACAUGUUUAAUGUCCAACAACUCCAGAUCUUCAACCUGAUGAAAUUUGACAGCUAUGCACGCUUUGUCAAGUCUCCGCUGUAUCAGGCAUGUGCAAAGGCUGAAGGUCAAGGGCAGCCCUUGCCAGAGUUGAGGCCCCAUUCUCGCAGUGGCAGUCCUCCUUCUGACCACUGGAAGAAAACAAAACUAAAGGCAGGGAAGUCACUGCCAUUAGGUGUAGAGGAGGCUGGCAAUUUCCCCAGAAGUCCUCGGAGAUCCUUCCGGAAAGGAGACCGGAGGGGAGAGGAGAGAAAUGGCAGCGAGGGGCCAUCCCUGUGGCGUGAAUCCCAAGGCUCUUUGAAUUCCUCUGCUAGCCUGGACUUGGGCUUCCUGACAUCUUAUGCAAACAGCAACUCCCAGACAGAGAGCCACAGGAAGAGUCUGACGGGUUCAGAAUCUGACAGUCAGAACCAGUCCGUCAAGUACUGUUGUAUUUAUCUGCCGGAUGGGACUGCCUCUCUGGCUCCUGUGCGCCCUGGUCUCUCCAUCCAGGACAUGCUGGCUGGAAUCUGCCAACGUCGCGGCCUCCACCUGCCUGAUGUCAAGAUCUACCUUGUGGGAAAUGAAAAGAAACCACUGGCACUGAACCAGGAGAGCUUAGUUCUGGUGGACCAGGAGGUGAAGCUGGAGACCAUGGUCAGCUUUGAACUGAACAUCACACCCAUCAACAAGACAGUCCGCAUUCUGGCAAAAUCCACUAAGCAGCUGCGGGAAGCACUGCAGCCAAUAUUGGGGAAAUACAGCCUGGAUAUUACACGGGUGCAACUCUGGCGGCCUGGUGAGCUUCAUGCUCUGAAUCUGGAGGAGAGGGUUAGCACAGUGGCUGCUCAGAAGCUUGUGCUGGAGUCAGAUGCAGAGAUUAAACCUGUUGGUGUGAGUCACGUAGCAAACCCUUCUUGUGAGCAGAGUGAGGAUGAUAGCUCUGUAGAGACAGAACCUGAGGCUGAAUCGCUCUCUGAUAUGUCCUGUUCCCUCACCAAGUCCACCAAGAGUUACCAGAAGCGGCGCACAUAUGACCUGGAAGGGCUAGUGGAGCUGCUGAACCGGGCACAGAGCUGCCGAGUCAAUGACCAGCGUGGGCUGCUCUCCAAAAAGGAUCUAGUUCUGCCCGACUUCCUUCAGUUGCCUGAACAAGACGGAGUCUCCUGCAAAGCCCCCUGCUCUUCCAGGCCUGACCCAGAGGAGGAGGAAACACCUGCAACUCCACUUUCUGAGGCAGUCACUGCCUCACAGUCCCAAGAGCCAUCUGUGCCCCAGGCAUCUCCCUCAAAGCUCCAGACAGGAAGUCCAUCCACAUCAAGCGCUGAUUCUUCUUUGUGGCCAGAGAAAGUUCUCAGUACUGCUCACCAGGGAGGAGUCAUGGAGCUGAACUCAAAGGAGCAGCCCAGCUCCCCACAGAAACAGGGAGUGAAAGCUCGGUCUAAAUCCACAGAGGAGAUCCAGCCUGCCAAGAAGGCCUUCCACACUCCACAGAAGUCCUUGCCCAAUCAGACGGAUGGAGAUGAGUCCCAGGGUUCCUGUCCUGUUCCAGCAUCCAAUACCACUCAACAGCAGCAAACAUGAGGGGCAGGAGCCACUUAAGUGCUGAUUGCAAGGAGUGCGGAGCCUUAACCAUCCCUUGUGCUGCUCCUUGGUCUGGCCUUGUUGCUCAGUCUUCAUGCCCUGUGGAUGUCGCCGUGGUACUGUCUGUCCAACUGUUGCUGUCUGACUGUCUGUCCUAUCUGUGGAAUGAGAUCUGGGUAAAUAAAGUUAGUUGGAAUCUC
Messenger RNA from Hemicordylus capensis (graceful crag lizard), 2405 nucleotides. It is a transcript of the gene RGS14, whose product is annotated as regulator of G protein signaling 14. Gene Ontology annotation, molecular function: microtubule binding; G-protein alpha-subunit binding; GTPase activator activity. Gene Ontology annotation, biological process: signal transduction; regulation of G protein-coupled receptor signaling pathway. The coding region runs from base 172 to 2205 and encodes 677 amino acids. Lineage: Eukaryota; Metazoa; Chordata; Lepidosauria; Squamata; Cordylidae. The transcript has 19 exons. The record is from RefSeq and is a predicted model, not a curated record.